Molecule: messenger RNA, 3036 nt
Organism: Coffea arabica (coffee)
Lineage: Eukaryota; Viridiplantae; Streptophyta; Magnoliopsida; Gentianales; Rubiaceae
Product: putative late blight resistance protein homolog R1A-3
Biological process (GO): defense response to other organism
Molecular function (GO): ADP binding
Source: RefSeq, a predicted model, not a curated record
AUGUCAAACACAGGGAAUGACCAGUUUGAUCUUAAAGUUGUUAAAGCUCGUAGGAUAAUCGAAUUCCUACAGGACGACCUGAAUUGGCUGAUGCAAGACCAAAGAUCCAUUGAUCAAUUUUUUGGUUUUAACAAAACGAAAAUGAUAUCCCUUCGCAAAGAUCUUACAUUCCUGAUGUCUUUCCUGGAAAGGGUUCAAGAAAAUUCCGUUGGUGACCAUCCAAUUGUUGCAGGUUUGCUCAAUGAGAUUACUUCUUUGGUUGAUCAACUAUUAGAUGGGGUUUACUCUUAUAUACACUAUAGAUAUGGAACCAUAAAAAAUGAUGGCAUCUUUGGCUAUUUUUACUUCAGAUUUUUAAAAGAGGUCUACGUCCUUCGGUUGGCUUCGGGCUCUUUUCUCAUAUGUAUAUUCAGAAAUUUGGCUGAGUUUUCUGGGAUGGGCAUCCUCCAAUAUUCUAGAAUUAGGACCGCCUUCCAUCUGCUGGCUUCUUUCUAUCUAUUCAUCUUUUUUUUCAAAUGUAUUGAUAGAAAUUUGAUUCAGUAUGCUGGGACAGUCUUCCUCCACUAUUCUAGAAAAUUCCUUCAGAAUGCUGGGAUGGGCUUCCUCCAAUCUUUUAUAAAUUUCCCUCAGAAUUCUGGUUAUUACCUUCUGCAUGCUCUUUUGUUUAUUACGCUUCAGUUUUUUUUCAUUCUAUUCCCUUUGGUUUUCAAUUCCGUGAUGCCCUUCCACCAAUAUUAUCGGAAGAUUGGUCCUUUGUUGAAGAAGAUCAAGUCUGUGAAGCAAAAGGUUUUGGUUACUUUCAACGGCAAUGAUGCACCUGAUAAAGCUGGAAAGCCUUCUGUCAAAAUUUCAUUGAUACACAAUCCCAGUUCUUUUAUAAAGGAAAAGAUAGUGGUUGGACUUCAUGAGGAGGCAAGAGAACUGCUACACAAGCUUAUUGGUGGGAGAAAACAAUUGGAAGUGAUUUGCAUCACUGGGAUGGGAGGAAUCGGUAAGACAACUUUGGCACGUAGAUUGUACGAUGAUCCAGCUGUUGUUAAUCAUUUUCAUUUGCGUGCAUGGACAUCGGUUUCUCAGUUCUGUGAAAAAAGAGAGUUAUUCUCUAAUAUUUUAAGUUCCAUCUUGAAUGAAAGUGAUCCAAUAUUUUCCAUGAGUGAUGAGCACAUGGGAGAGAAGUUGUAUAAGUGCCUAAAGGGAAACAGAUAUUUGAUUGUGGUAGAUGACAUUUGGGACAUUGAAGUGUGGAAUGAGAUAAAGGUAUGUUUUCCAGAGGAUGACAAUUGUAGCAGAAUUUUGAUGACUACUCGAAAUGAGGAUGUGGCUUCAAAAGUUAGAAUUAGUAGUAGUCCCCCUCACCGUUUGAGGUUUUUAACUCGUGAUGAAAGUUGGGACCUUUUCAAGCAGAAGGUAUUUCCUGAUAAGAGCUUCCCUGCUGAGUUGGUUGAAAUAGGGAAUCAAAUCGUUGCAGACUGUAAGGGCCUGCCUCUUGCAAUUGUUGUUAUCGGUGGACUUCUUGUGAAGGAGGUCAAGACACAAGAAUGGUGGAGACAGGUUGCUCAAAAUAUAGGAUCUGCUAUUAGUAAUGGCCCAGAGAAUAUCAUGGAUAUACUAGCAUUGAGUUACGAACACUUGCCGUCUUCACUGAAAUCUUGUUUUCUUUAUGCUGGAUCAUUCCCUGAAGAUUAUGAAAUCCCUGUGAAGAGGCUGAUAAGGUCUUGGAUUGCUGAAGGGUUUAUUCAGCACACUGAUGAACAGCAGUUGGAGGAUGUGUUACCUGAAGAAGGCAAAAAGAAUAAGAAGUUGGAAGAUACGGCAGAGGAUCAUCUGAUAGAUCUCAUCAGCAGGAGCCUUCUCAUAGCUGCAAAGAAAAGACCUGAUGGUGGAAUAAAGUCUUGUCGUAUGCAUGAUCUGUUGAGAGAUUUAUGCCACAGGAGGGGUAAGGAAAAGAAGUUUCUGCAGCCCAUUUGCAAGUGUAGACAAAAUGAUGCUCACAGUCUUCGUACUUUUUCUGAUUGUCAAUAUUUCCACUUCCAUAAUUCUCAUUUUGUCAAUCAAGGCAAAGUAUUUAACAAAGAUACAUUGCCAGUAUACAAACUUCUCAAAACACUGGAUAUGAGGCAUAUCAAUCUAAAAUCAUUUCCUGAGAUGGUAGCACGGUUACUUCAUUUGAAGUACUUGGCACUUCGGGUUGACCGCAUUGAGAAGUUACCACCAUCAAUAUUUGAACUCUGGAGGCUUGAGACUUUCAUCCUUGAUGGAGAUAAAGGAGGCAGAGUUACCUUAACUACUGACAUUCUGAAGAUGGUGAACUUGAGACAUUUUCAAAUUUCACAGGAAUUGGUACUUCACCAAUUUUGGAGGGCAUUAUCACCCAUACUGGGUAAGUUGCAAACCAUUUCUCAACUAUGUCCUUUAAAUUCUGUAGAAAACUUGCUUGCAAGCACUCCCAACCUCAGAAAAUUGGGAUUUCAUUUCACAUUAUCUGAGAGAAAUGAAUCCUUUACAUUUCCCAAUCUUUCUGGUUUAAAUCAGCUUGAGGCACUGAAAUUUGAAUAUCAAAUUUUGGGCAUGAUGCCUCUAAGCAUUCCUCAUCCAAAGAUGUUCCCUCCAAGUUUGAAGAAGAUGACACUAAUAGGUAGUCAUUUGAACUGGAAAGAAAUGGCAAUUAUAGGGGAGCUACCUAACUUGGAGGUUCUCAAGAUAAAAGACAAUUUCUUCAGAGGACCAUUGUGGGAAACAAGCGACGAUGGAUUUUGCAGCCUCAAGUUCUUGAAACUCUCGCAUUUGGAUCUUCAAAACUGGAUUUCCUCAAGCAGUCAUUUCCCUAGACUUGAGUGGUUAGUGAUAAAUGGAUGUCUAGAUUUGGAGGUUAUUCCAUUUGAGAUGGGAGAGAUCCCUACACUGCAGAAAAUCGAGGUGUACAAAUCAUCUGAAUCAGCAGUGGAAUCAGCAAGGCAAAUCCAAGAAUCACAGAGAUGCUUCGGUAAUGAUGAUUUCAAGGUCUUUAUAUACCAGCAUUUUCAAGAGUACUCUUAA